GGUUGUACUAAAAUGUCAAAAUUAAAACAAAAGUUAAUAUUGAAUAUGUUAUGAUUCUUCUUACAUCUUUCUUUCUCGGUAUUUUAGUCGGUGUGUUAGUGGAGAGGCGAUAUCUAGGCAUUACAUCGUGGGGUACUGAAGAAGAGCUUUUUAGUUGUUCUUCUUUUAGUUCCUUCUCCAUCGACAGACGGUCUCGCAGACGUGAAAGAGAUUCUUCAUCUUGGAGGAUAAGGGCGACUUCUGCUCCUUCACGUAGUUCAACCAUAUUUAGCACAAUCUCUCCAUCUAUGACUGCUGAAAGUGCUCCUGAAACUGUUGAUGGUAUUCUCAGAACUCCAAGGAGACUGAGACGGAGGGAUAGGCAUAUGGAGUUUGACAGUUCUAGAAGUAGAGUGACUUGGGUGGAUGGUAGCACAAGUACUAUAAGUGGACCAGUGUUAAGGCAAUACGGAAGUCUUAGACGAAUGCGUCCUCACACUCCCUUACCAAGGAAAUAUUCAACAUCAUCUGUCCCUGCUACAACCAGCCAGUCUGCCUCAACCACACCAGCUAGAAGUCAACCAUCGAACUUGGCUGUUCAGACUCCGAUACAAAUAACAAACGUAGCUCCCUCCAAUCCUCAUCCAGUGAUUGCACCUCCUGGACGUUUCGGGUUCAAAUGGUGGACUGGGAAAAGGCGACGCCCAACAACCAGGGCUCACUUGAUGUUCCAUUGA
Messenger RNA from Macrosteles quadrilineatus (aster leafhopper), 716 nucleotides. RefSeq lists its product as uncharacterized. Bases 51 to 716 code for a protein of 221 amino acids. NCBI's taxonomy places the organism in Eukaryota, Metazoa, Arthropoda, Insecta, Hemiptera, Cicadellidae. The record is from RefSeq and is a predicted model, not a curated record. The transcript is spliced from 2 exons.